CCGGGUAUUUAUGACGAGAGUCGUGACUGAAGCCUCCGCGCUGGUAGUUAGCAGAUCACACGGUUCCUGCUUUACUCGGUGUUACAUUCAACGUCUGUGGCCUUCAAUUGGUUCCUUGAAGUGCGAUUUUUUUUUUCGCCUCGCCAUUAAACGAUUAGUUUUGUAUUUUUUCUGUAUUUUUAUACGUUAGUGUGUGAGAAACAAUGUCGAGCGAAAGCCCCGAGUACUCGCCGUUCUUCGCAGUGAUGGGAGCCUCUGCGGCGAUGGUGUUCAGCGCCUUGGGAGCAGCGUACGGCACAGCAAAAAGCGGCACGGGUAUUGCUGCCAUGUCUGUGAUGAGGCCAGAGCUCAUCAUGAAGUCAAUUAUUCCCGUAGUCAUGGCGGGUAUCAUAGCCAUCUACGGCCUGGUAGUAGCAGUGCUGAUUGCCAAUGACAUUUCAGACAAAAUCAGUCUUUACAAGAGUUUCCUUCACCUCGGAGCCGGGCUGAGCGUGGGCCUCAGUGGGUUGGCAGCAGGCUUUGCAAUUGGCAUCGUGGGUGACGCAGGCGUGAGGGGCACAGCUCAGCAGCCGAGGCUUUUCGUGGGCAUGAUCCUCAUCUUGAUUUUUGCUGAGGUUCUGGGUCUCUAUGGGCUCAUUGUUGCCCUUAUUCUCUCCACGAAAUAAACACCCAAACAUCUCCACUACAAAAUCAGUCCUUUUAUGUUGCUGCUGGAGGAAAAAGUGUAUAAUGGGGGUUUAAAAAAAAAAAAAGAAAAGAAAAAAGAUUUCUGCCACGUAAGAUGAAAGAAGUGAACCUGGGGAAAAAAAUGAAUUAAAAUUGCUCCACAAAUAUGGUCUUAUCUCAAUGUGUACAGUUGUCCCAAUUUGAUAGUUGACUUGUAAAUGCGCAAUGUAGUGAUUUGUCUGUCUUGUAUGUUUGCGUGUGCGUGUGUUAAACAAUUGUAUGAUGAAGAUUCCUUUUGUCCCUCCUCGUAUUUAAGGCUUUGAGGCCAGCUGAGACAUCUCGGGUCUCUGGUCUUAAUGACCAAAGGGUCGCACGACUUUUUUUUUUUUUUCUUUUUUUUUUUUUUUCUUCCUGUCCUCCUGUUUCAACUUUGGAGUUGACGAUUUCUGAAUUAAUCUUGAUGAUCUAUUUGUAAAGAGAAAUGUGUAUGGACUCAAUAUUUUUUUUUUUUUCCACUGAUUUUAUUUAUAAGAAAUUGUUCAUUGAACUGUUAAAUAAAGCAAAAGUCUAAUUGUCCAGGAUAUAUACAUAUAUAAAUAUCUACAUACAUAUCUAUAUAGAUAGAUUUAAUACACUGUGGGUUAAUUGUGAUAAGUGGAAUUUAUCUGGAUGUAAUACUUGGUUAAAUAAUUACGAUUGCCUUUAGUAUGUUGCUGGUGGAGUGGGAGUUGUGUGUAGCUGUAUUCUAAUCAUUACGCAAACAUCAAACCAGUGUUUUUUCCUGUAGUACUGCUGUUUGCAUUAAAAGUGUGUGUGCCCCGUGUCGGGUCUCACAAGUGUAAUUUCCA
Molecule: messenger RNA, 1514 nt
Organism: Cololabis saira (Pacific saury)
Lineage: Eukaryota; Metazoa; Chordata; Actinopteri; Beloniformes; Belonidae
Gene: atp6v0cb
Product: ATPase H+ transporting V0 subunit cb
Exons: 3
Coding region: 204-665 (153 amino acids)
Biological process (GO): proton transmembrane transport
Cellular component (GO): proton-transporting V-type ATPase, V0 domain
Molecular function (GO): proton-transporting ATPase activity, rotational mechanism
Source: RefSeq, a predicted model, not a curated record